ACUCUCUGUCCUCACUGAGCGGAGGGCAGAAAGAGACCAAGGACCCUGUCUCCCUCGGGGACUGGGCUCUUCUUCCCAGAGACUCCUAAGUGGACACAGUUGAUUUGGUUGUUGCUCUCGUAGCCAUGACGCUGCCCCACGGCCCCGGAGACGUGGGGGAGCCUCAGCCCGCCCAAGCCGUACAGACCCACAGGCUGGAACACAGACGGGAGGAAGAGAGGAAGGAGGAGCGACAGCACAGCCUGCACAUGGGCUCCUCGGUGCGCAGGCGGACCUUCCGCAGCAGUGAGGAAGAGCAUCAGUUCAGCGCCGCCGACUACGCUCUGGCCGCCGCGCUGGCCCUGACGACCUCCUCGGAGCUGUCCUGGGAAGCCCAGCUGAGGCGCCGGACCUCCACCGUGGAGCUGGAGGAGCGCGGGCAGAAGCGGGUGUGCUUCGGCAACGACUGGGAGCGCACGGAACUCGGCUUCCUGCACACGCAGCGGCUGCUGCGCCAACGACGCGACUGGAGGGCGAUGCGGCAGCGGACAGAGGAGAAGAUCCGGGAGGCCAAGGAGCUGAAGGAGUUGUGUUCCAGCCGGGGCCCCUGGUUCUGGAUCCCGCUCCGCUCCCACGCCGUCUGGGAGCACAACACAGUCCUGCUGACCUGCACUGUCCAGGGCUCACCUCCACCCCAGGUCACCUGGUACAAGGAUGAUGUGCGCAUUGAUCCCCGCCUCUUCCCUCCUGGCAAGUACAGAAUCACCAACAACUACGGGCUGCUGUCCCUGGAGAUCAGGAGAUGCACCUUGGAGGACGCAGCCACCUACACAGUGAAAGUGAAGAACGCCUACGGCCAGGCCUCCUCCUUCGCCAAGGUCCUUGUCCGCACUUAUGUGGGGAAGGAGGCUGGCUUUGAUUCAGAGAUCUUUAAAAGAUCAAUGUUUGGCCCCAGCGUGGAAUUCACAUCGGUGUUGCAGCCUGUCUUUGCCCGUGAGAAGGAGCCUUUCUCCCUGUCCUGCUUCCUUUCUGAUGAUGUGCUUGAUGCUGAGCAGAAGAUCCAGUGGUUCCGAGAUGGCAGGGCCCUGAGGUCCUCAGGACGCCGGCACAUCCUCUACGCAGACCGCCAGGCGUCGCUGAAAGUGUCCUGCGCCUACAAGGAGGACGAGGGUCUGUACAGCAUCCGGGUACCUUCAGCACUUGGGCCCCACGAGCAGAGCGCCUAUGUGUUUGUGAGAGAUGCUGCCGCUGAGAAUCCAGGGGCCCCAGGCUCCCCGCUGAACGUCCGGUGCCUGGAUGUGAACAGAGACUGCCUCAUCCUGACCUGGGCCCCACCCAGUGAUACCCGGGGCAACCCUAUCACCAGCUACUCCAUCGAGCGGUGCGAGGGUGACUCUGAGGAGUGGGUGCCCUGCCAUGUGGCCCCAGGGGGCACCUGUCGAUGCCCGAUCCAAGGCCUCAUCGAAGGCCAGAGCUACCGAUUCCGUGUGAGAGCCAUCAGCAGGGCGGGCAGCAGCCUCCCCUCCAAGGCCUCAGAAGUAGUUGUCAUGAGUGACCGGGAUGCAGCCUGCAGGGAGACAGAGGUCUCCUUUGACCUGGGCAGCAAGAUCACCAUCAGCUUGGACGAUUUUGAAGAUGCUGUGACCAUCCCCUCACCUCCGACCAAUGUCCAUGCCAGCGAAAUCCGGGAGACCUAUGCGGUUCUAAGCUGGGAAGAGCCAAGGCCCAGGGGCAAAGCCCCACUGACUUACGCCCUAGAGCAGUCGGUCAUAGGCAGUGGCAGCUGGGAGGCUAUCAGCUCAGAAACUCCGGUGAAAUCUCCGAGGUUUGCCCUCCUGAACUUGGAGAAAGGGAAGUCAUAUGUCUUCAGAGUGCGGGCCGUGAAUCAGUAUGGCAUGAGUGACCCCUCGGAGCCCAGCGAGCCCAUUGCCUUGAGAGGCAAGACAGCUACUCUCCCUCCUCCAGCUCAAGUUCAAGCUUUCCGAGACACGCAGACCUCUGUGUCCCUGACCUGGGAUCCUGUGGAUGGUGGUGCCGAUCUCCUGGGAUAUUACAUCUACUCCCGGGAGGCAGGUUCACCUGAGUGGCAGACAGUCAACAACAAACCCAUCCAGGGCAGCAGGUUUACAGUUCCAGGGCUGAGGACCGGGAAGGAGUAUGAGUUCUGUGUCAGGUCGGUCAGUGAGGCUGGUGUGGGGGACAGCUCAGCCCCCGUGGAGCCCCUCAGGGUCAAGCAGGCACUGGCCACCCCGUCUGCUCCAUAUGACUUUGCCCUCCUGUACUGCGGGAAGAAUGAAAUGGUCAUUGGGUGGAAACCCCCCAAGCGUCGUGGAGGUGGCAAGAUCCUGGGCUACUUCCUGGACCAGCACGACUCGGAGGAGCCAGACUGGCACCCAGUCAACCAGCAGCCGGUCUCCAGUCGGGUCUGCAAGGUCAGCAACCUCCAUGAAGGCCACUUCUAUGAGUUCCGUGCCCGGGCAGUAAACUGGGCAGGUGUCGGUGAGCUGUCAGCACCCAGCAGCCUAUUUGAGUGUAAAGAGUGGACAAUGCCCGAGCCAGGUCCCCCAUACGACGUGCAGGUGUCCGAAGUGCGGGCCACCUCUCUGAUGCUGCGGUGGGAGCCCCCGAUGUACACAGGGGCUGGGCCAGUCACGGGCUACCACAUCAGUGUCCAGGAGGAAGGCUCUGAGGAGUGGAAACAGGUCAACCCAGACCCCAUCUCUGGCACCCACUUCAGGGUGUCUGACCUACAGACAGGGAAGAGGUACGUGUUCCAGGUGCAGGCCAUGAACUCAGCCGGGGUGGGCCAGCCCUCAAUGCCCACUGACCCUGUGCUCCUGGAGGAUAAGCCAGGUGCCCAUGAGAUCGAGGUUGGUGUGGAUAAAGAAGGCCAGAUCUACUUGGCUUUUGAAGCCCCCGAGGCCCCCGAUGACUCAGAGUUUCAGUGGUCUAAAGAUUACAAAGGCCCACCGGACCCCCAGAGGGUCGAGAUCAAGGAUGAAGUGAACAAGUCCCAGGUCAUCCUGAAAGAGCCCAACCUUCAGGACUUGGGCACCUACUCAGUGGUCGUCACGGAUGCUGAUGAAGACAUCUCUGCAAGCCACACGCUGACUGAGGAAGAGCUGGACAAGCUGAAGAAGUUGAGCCACGAGAUCAGAAACCCAGUGAUCAAACUGAUCUCCGGCUGGAACAUCGACAUCCUGGAGCAAGGAGAGGUGCGGCUGUGGCUGGAGGUGGAGAAGCUGUCUGCCGCUGCGGAGCUGCACCUCAUCUUCAACGAGAAGGAGAUCUUCAGCUCGCCGAACCGCAAAAUCAACUUUGACCGUGAGAAGGGCCUGGUGGAAGUGAUCUUCCAGCACUUGUCUGAGGAGGACAAAGGCUCCUACACCGCUCAGCUCCAGGAUGGGAAAGCCAAGAACCAGAUCACCCUGGCCCUGGUGGACGACGAUUUUGACCAACUUCUGAGGAAGGCAGAUGCCAAGAGAAGAGACUGGAAGAGAAAACAGGGUCCCUACUUCCAAGAACCUUUGCAAUGGAAGGUCACCGAGGACUGCCAAGUGCUGCUGACCUGCAAGGUGACCAACACCAAGAAGGAGACCCGCUUCCAAUGGUUCUUCCAGAAGAGAGAGGCGCCCAAUGGCCAGUACGACCAGCAGACCGGGGAAGGGCUUAUUCGCAUUGAAGAGUUGUCCAAAGAGGACAAAGGAAUUUACAGAGCAGUGGUUUCCGAUGAUCGUGGGGAGGACGACACCAUCCUGGACCUCACAGGUGAAGCCCUGGAUGCCGUCUUCACUGAGCUGGGCAGGAUCAGUGCCCUCUCUGCAACUCCGCUGAAGAUCCAGGGCACGGAGGAGGGCAUCCGGAUCUUCAGCAAGGUCAAGUACUACAACGUGGAGUACAUGAAAACCACCUGGUUCCACAAGGACAAGCGCUUGGAGAGCGGUGAUCGGGUUAGAGCAGGCACCACCCUGGACGAGAUCUGGCUUCACAUCCUGGACCCCAAAGACUCAGACAAGGGCAAAUACACCCUGGAAAUAGCAGCUGGGAAGGAAGUCCGGCAGCUCUCAACGGAUCUCUCAGGGCAAGCUUUUGAUGACGCCCUGGCCGAACACCAGAGACUGAAAGCCUUGGCGAUCAUCGAGAAGAAUCGAGCAAAGGUUGUGAGGGGCCUGCCGGACGUGGCCACCAUCAUGGAAGACAAGACCCUGUGCCUGACCUGUGUCAUCUCAGGAGACCCUGCCCCUGAAAUCUUUUGGCUGAAGAAUGAUCAGCCUGUCACUUUCCUUGACCGCUACCGCAUGGAUGUGAAAGGGACAGAAGUGACCAUCACCAUUGAGAAGGUCACCAGUGAGGACAGUGGGCGCUAUGGUGUCUUUGUCAAGAACAAAUAUGGCUCUGAGACAGGCCAGGUCACCAUCAGUGUAUUCAAACAUGGGGACGAGCCCAAGGAGCUGAAGAAGAUGUGAUGGGCGUGGCCUGGCGCAGCCUGAGAUCCGGUCUGCAGGACCAACAGGACCAACUAGUGGGGUCACAGCCUGGCAUAGGCCAUGGGGCAGGCAGAGGGAAGGAGAGAGGGUGGCAACUGGGACAUGGGGGUAGGAAUGGAGGUGCACCCCAAAGGGAGAAGGAAAGCUACUGCUAGAGCCCUAAGAGGCCUGCAGGAUGGCAGGGUGAGUGCUAGACUGGGAAUAGGAAACUUAGAUAUAAGACUCAGUGUCUGCUAAGUCCUUCAUCCAUCAGACAUGCACCCUCACCCACCCCAUGGGAUAGGGAUAGUCAGGGGCAUCUCCACGGAGGCAGCUAAGCUCUGCAGAAGAUGUUUGGCAGUGUUGAUUUUUUUUUUUUUUAAUGUAUUUGGUACAGGGUCUCACUACACAGCUCAGACUCCUAG
This is a messenger RNA of Octodon degus (degu), 4870 nucleotides long. It is a transcript of the gene Myom3, whose product is annotated as myomesin 3. Bases 126 to 4445 code for a protein of 1439 amino acids. The transcript is spliced from 37 exons. The record is from RefSeq and is a predicted model, not a curated record. Gene Ontology annotation, molecular function: protein binding. Lineage: Eukaryota; Metazoa; Chordata; Mammalia; Rodentia; Octodontidae.